Scophthalmus maximus (turbot) is the source of this 4204-nucleotide messenger RNA. Its product is annotated as laminin subunit beta-3. Gene Ontology annotation, cellular component: basement membrane. Bases 175 to 3678 code for a protein of 1167 amino acids. Lineage: Eukaryota; Metazoa; Chordata; Actinopteri; Pleuronectiformes; Scophthalmidae. Gene Ontology annotation, biological process: axon guidance. The transcript has 22 exons. The record is from RefSeq and is a predicted model, not a curated record.
UAUCACAGCGUCCAGGUGAGACGCUGUUCAUAAAGCAGCCGUCAGGCAGCAACACUCACUUUCAAUACAGAGCACAUUCAAGGGGAGUCUCACUUUCAGACACUCGAUCCGCCGGCUCUGGUUCCUGUUCGCUGAUCUUCGCUGCUCCAGACUCUCACGCAGGAGGAACACGACAUGAGAAUACUUUUACUUUUAGCUGCCUUGGCGGCAGCGUCGCAGGCCCAGACCGACUGCUCUCGGGGGGCUUGCUACCCACCCAGCAACAACCUCCUGCUGGGCAGGGCUGACCAGCUCCGUGCCUCCUCCACCUGCGGCCUCACCGGCUCCGAGGUCUACUGCACCCCGUACCAGCUGAGGAGGAUGAAGUGUUGUCCAUGUGACUCCAGGAACCCGAAUGGUCCUCUGGCCCACACUAUCCAGGAGGUCCUGCCCACCUCUGGACCAGAUAGAUGGUGGCAGUCCAGAAAAGACGUGAGUCCGGUCACUCUCCAGUUGGACCUUGACAACUUGUUCCAGCUUGACAACCUCGUCCUCAGCUUCAAGGGCCCUCGUCCCAGUGCCCUGGUGAUCGAGAGGACGCUGGAUGGCGGCAGGACGUGGACGCCCGCCCUCUACCUGGCCACGGAUUGUCAAAGAACUUUCCCCGGCAUCCCCACAACAACGCCUCGCACCCUGGAGGACACAUACUGCUACACACUGCCCCCCACCGAGGCAAACCCAUACCAAGACCACACAAUCGAGUUCAGUCCUCUGCGUCAGUACGCUUAUGUCCCAGCUACCAAGAGCCAAAAAAUUGAAGACGUGUCCGGGCUGACGGGGCUGAGGGUGAGGCUGACCGAGCUGGGCGAGGUGCCACGUCUCCCGGGCAGAGCUCUCAGUCGCUUUUUUGGCCUGAAGGAGAUGAGGGUGAUGGGCAGCUGCAUGUGCCACGGACACGCCAACCGAUGCCUUCCAGAGGCUUACAACAACCCACUGUUCAACACCAUACAAGUGAAUCCUCAGUGCGACUGCCAGCACAACACAGCGGGCGUGAACUGUGAGCGCUGCGCUGACCUCUACAACGACCUGCCCUGGAGACGGGCCGAGGAGGCCGACACGCAUACCUGCAAACGCUGUGAGUGCAACAACCAUGCUCAGCACUGCCAUUUUGACCAAGCGGUAUAUGAGGCCAGUGGGCGGAGGAGCGGCGGUGUGUGUGAGGGCUGCAUGCACCACACCGCAGGGCCACGGUGCGACCAGUGUGCCCCGGGCUACCAACCCAACCCCCGCAGCCGAAUGGACCGUCCCGAUGCCUGCAUACGAUGCAUCUGCAGCGCCGAGGGGACAGUGAAUGGGGGCCGGUGUGACGACAGCACAGGCUUGUGUCGGUGCAAAGCGUACGUGGAGGGUCCCCGCUGUGACCACUGCAAGAGAGGCUACUACAGCCUGAGUGGCUCCAACCCUCUGGGCUGCACCAAGUGUUCCUGUUCUCCAGACGGGUCCGAGUCCGAUGUCUGCGACCCACUGACGGGCCAGUGUCCCUGUCGUCCCCACUUCCACGGACAGACCUGUGACGUGUGCUCAAAAGGCUACUGGAAACCGUUCCUGUCGGAACACUGCAAGCCCUGCGGCUGUGACUCCACCAGGUCGCACGGUGACACCUGUGACCAGGUGACAGGUCAGUGUCAGUGCAGACCAGGUUUCGGAGGGCGAACAUGUACAAGCUGCCCAGAGAACUCAUACGGAGACCCUCUCGUCGGCUGCCAGCCGUGCAGGUGCGAUUUCGAUGGAACCCUCCCAGAGGUUUGUGACGAGCAGACCGGAGCCUGUCUGUGUCGACCGGGCGUCAUCGGGAGCCGCUGUGACUCCUGCGGUCGUGGACACUGCGACUCCUUCCCGGCCUGCGAGACGUGUCCCUCCUGCUUCUUCACGCUGGACGCGCAGAGGCGGAACCUCAGCGUGGCUCUGGAGAGACUCUCCCCCGUACUCCCUUCCCGUCCGGGAGGUGACACUGAUAUCGGAAAGUUCGGCCCUCGCAUCCGGGCCCUGGAGGCCAGCCUGAAACUGAUCCAGGACUCCAUCGUCCUUCCACCACCCAUUGUCAAACAGAUCGACGACGCUCUGUCCCGACUGGACACGCUGGGGGAGCAGGUGGACAAGGUCAACGAUGGCCUCCCACCCCUGGAGAGAACUCCUGGUCUUGACUCAGAGCUGGACAAGCUGAAGGCUCUGCUGGACGGCCUCACUGUGUUGUACAAAGCCAAGAAAGGUGCCAUGGAGAACUCCAUCAGUCCCAACAAUACAGGAGCAUUUUCUGCCAUCAAGAAUGCCUACGACAAGUCAGAGGAUGCGGCCGACAAAGUCGAUGCCAGUGGGGACACGGUGAAGGAGUCGGCCGACGUUAGAGAAGAGACCAUGGAUCUUCGGGACCGCGUGCAGCCGGCCAACACCAACAAUCUGAACAAACUGAACGAGAACAUGGCUUCCCGACCUGACCUCACUCCCGUCGCCAAAGAGGUAUGCGGUAGUGUUCGCACGGAGCCCUGCACCCCUCUUCGGUGUGACGGUGGAGCGCUGUGUCCGCCCGAGGGAACCCCGACAUGUGAAAAGGGAAAGAAGUGCGUGGGCGCCCUGCCGCUGAGCAAGAGGGCGAAGGCUGAUUCUAAGGACGUGAAGGACAGACUGGACAAGCUGUCUGCGAAGGUCACAGAGGCUGCAGAGAAGCUCCAGGAAACACAGGACUCGACCAAUCAGGUGAGAGAGUCCGCAGAGAAGCUGUCCAAUAAUCUGAAGAACACCAGAGACGAGCUAGAAGACGACUUAAAGGACACACGUGACGUUGUAAAGCAGCUCAAAGACUUCCUGUCAGACCCGUCCUCCAACCUGACCCAGAUCCAGGAGGUGAGCGACUGGAUCCUGAAAGCCAAGCUGCCGCUCAACCUGGCUUCUCUGAAGAGGAAACUGGAGGAGCUGAAGAAUCUGGCGGCCAAUCUGCCAGACAGCUUGGCUGUGUUGAAGGAGGCCGAGCCGCAGCUGGACACCGCCAGGAAACUGCUGCAGGAGGCCAAGGACGCCAGGGACACAGCCCUGGGAGUAAAGACGGACGUGGACGGGCUGCUGGCGGGCCUGGGCUCGGUGGAGGGCUCCCUCUCGGACGCGGAGGACAAGUUGCAGAACACUAUGGAACUCAUAGACAACCUGAACAACGACCUGACCAAGGCCAAGGACCAGCUGACGCCAGCGGAGAAGGAUCUGGACGAUGUAUCCGAGCUGAUGAAGCCGAUGAAACCUCAGCUGGACGAGCUCAAGGCCCGUCUGAAGAACGGAACCCAGCAGGCCCAGGAUGCACAGGAGAACGCGGACAAAGCUGAGAAAGAGGCAGCUGCUGCAAAUGAGGACGUGUUGUCCCUGGAGAAGCAGCUGGACCUUCUCAAAGACCAGGCCGCAGCCAGCGGGUCUGGGGGGGAGGCGGGGCCGGUGGGCGAUCGCCUGGCGAAGCUGCAGCAGGAUGCCGGCGCUCUGGCCAACACCACCGAAGACAUGAUGAAGUCUCUGGAAGGUAAGGCAGAUUCCCUGAGGGGGCUUCAGGAUCAGAUCCUUCAGAAGUCAACAAAGCUCGAGGGACUCGACGACGAGGUCAAAGACAUUUUGUCAAAACUUCGGAAAAAGGCCCAUGACCUGUUGACCUGCCAGGGCUGAGAGUCAGCCAUGUCGAGCUGCUGUCGCCACAACACUUCACACCAGCAUUGCACAAUACUCACACCUUCUGCUGUUGGAAAUAGCUCCCUUACCUCUGGAACACUGAUUUAUCUCAUCUCUGGCAGGUUUAAGGAGGGGGGGUCAGGGAUAUGUAAAUGACAAUAGCAACUGUUGUCUGACAAUGGAGGCGAUUCCAUGCACCAAUCAGAAAAUGACAUUCUUACCCUCUGAAAGACAGUAUAUACAGUUGGUUCAUAAAAUAUCAUGGUAUUUGCAUUUGUCAGUAUCAUUUUCACCACGUAGCAUUUCAUCUGGCUGUCAAAGUCAGCUUCAGAUUUUUUUUUUGCCAGCUCCGCAAGAACCAACACAAAGUUACAUUUUUUCUUUUAUUCAGCAGCAGCUCGCUCCAAUGUUCACUGUGAAAGUUGCACAGUAAUUAAUGUAUUUUUCAGAAGUAUUUGAUGUGUCGCAUCUGUUGUUUGUACAGGAACCAAUAUUUAAAUAAAAAAGCUUGUUUACACUUUGA